Molecule: messenger RNA, 2358 nt
Organism: Sphaerulina musiva SO2202
Lineage: Eukaryota; Fungi; Ascomycota; Dothideomycetes; Mycosphaerellales; Mycosphaerellaceae
Exons: 1
Coding region: 116-2089 (657 amino acids)
Source: RefSeq, a predicted model, not a curated record
CCUCCUUCCAACUUGACUUCCAACUUCCAAACUUUAUUCCAUCUCGUCUUUCACUUGACAUUGCACAUUGUGGACUCUCCUCUCUCUCCUUCAUCGCCCUCUCCAUCCACCCACCAUGUUCCUCGGCAAGCAAUACCCGUCGGCGACAUAUGCGGAGGUGGUCGCAGACGACCACAACAUGCUCGUCGAAGUGCAGUGGCCGCGCCAAAAACGCGCAUUCUUGGAGUAUCUCCAGCGCGAAUCCAGCGCCAUCGAGCAGGCCGUCAGGUAUCAUUUGUCGCUCUCGUCCCGUGCGCUGUGCACCGUCGCGCCCUUGCGCGAGUGGAGAGGCGGUUCCUUCAACAUGAUGAUCCCCGUGACCGUCCGUCCGCAGGGGAACAAACAUCAUCACGACACGGACGGCGGCUACCGCGUGGCAGUGCGAUGUCCCUGGCCGCAUCGCAUGCACUCGCAGACCUCUCCAGACAUGGCGGCCGAGAAGGUGCGAGGCGAGGCUGCCACCUAUGCAUGGUUGUCCGCCCACGUCCCCAGCGUGCCCAUCCCCCAGUUGCGGGGCUUUGGUCUGUCAGACGGCCGCGCCUUCACUCCACUCGUCUGCUGCUCCUGGAUUCGUCGCGCUUACGAGUCACUUCGACAACGACUACAGCGACUCUUCUUGUUCUUCUCCGCUUCCGCUUCCGCUUCCGCUUCCUCUUCCUCCGCCGCCGCCGAAUACUGGCGACCCUUCUUUCCGUCGAUGGGCCCAGUCCAGCUCCAGACUGGCUACUUCAUCACAGACUUCGUGGAGCGUCGCCAAGGCAGGAUGUUGCACGAGCUGUGGCCUCCUCGAGAACCCGCUGAUCGCCAGAAAAUGUUUCGCUCUCUCUCUAGACUGCUACUUGACCUCAUCGAAAUACCCUUACCUCGGAUCGGAUCAUUCACGGUCCACGACUCUGGUGAGGUGACUCUCAGCGGCCGUCCACUCACGGUUCCCUUGGCUAUGCUGGAAAAUGAAGCCAUUCCCAGUGAGAUCCCCCCGAAUACCACGUAUACAUGCGUCGAGACAUACCUGGAAGAUCUCCUCCAUUGCCAUGAUACCAGGAUGGAACAUCAACUAAAUGCUGUCGAAGGAUUUUACGACGCCGAGGGUCAGCUAGGGACUAUCGUCGCGUGGAAGGCGAUUCGAUCUCAUUUCAUGGAUCGAUCUCUGCGAAACGGGCCGUUUGCCCUGCAGCUGACAGAUCUCCAUCAAUCUAACAUUUUCGUGGACGAUCAGUACAACAUUACUGCUAUUAUCGACCUCGAAUGGACCUGCUCUCUCCCACUCGAAAUGUUGCAGCCCCCGUUCUGGCUUAGCGGUCAUAUCCAGGAUAGUUUUGUCGGAGCCAGUGAGAAGGUUAUCACCAACGAGAAAGCCUUCAUCCCAGCGUCCCGAGAAUUCCUUGAUAUUUUCGGCGAAGAACAAAAGUCCCGUAACCCCUCGAGAAAGCUUCCCUUCAACGCCGAGAGCGUCAUACGUGCAGCGUUCGAAAAGAAGUCGCACUGGUACUUUGCCGGUCUCAAGUACCCUCGUGUAACCUACAGCUUUCUGACCCUCCAUAUUAUACCCAUUUUUGCGCCUGUAGAUCUCUUUCCCAGGCAUGUGUACGAGUUUGAUCCAAUCUUCGCGCGCUACUACACGGCAGAUGCCUCGCAAUUCGUUGACAAGAAAGUGAAAGAAAAGAAGCAAUACGACGAAGCGCUUCUCGAAUUGUUUCCGGAAGAAAAGAAGAAGGCGGAAGCAAAGAAAGCUGAAGAGAAGAAAGCCGAAGAAGAGAAAGCCAAAGAAGAGAAAGCUGAAGAAGGGAAAGCUGAAGAAGGGAAAGCCGAAGAAGGGAAAGCCGAAGAAAAGAGCGUCGAAGAAAAGACAGCUGAAGGAAAGAGCGUCGAAGAAGAGACAGCUGCAGAAAAGACGAGUGAAGAAAACAACAUUGAAGAAAAGAACGCCGGAGAAAAGAACGUCGAAGAAAAGAACGCCGGAGAGAAGAAUACUGAAGAAAAGAACGCCGGAAAGAACGCCGAAGAAAAGAACGUCGAAGAAAAGAAGGCUGAAGAAAAGAAUGCUGAAUAAGACGAUAUUUCUGCCCAGAAUUGCAGCUUCAAAUAUUAAAGCAGUGGGCCGAUGCGGGAGGGCAGCGAAAGAGCUGCUCAGGUGGCCACCGUGUCCUACCAAUAUGUGCCACUUGGGAGAAGCUCUCGAGCCUAGCACUAAUGACAGACAGGAAGACGGACAGUUACACUCGCCAGACACGAUUGAGAGGUUCGCCCAACGCCAAUGCCAGGCAGUUGAACGCGGGCAGAAGAACGCUGGCGGGCCAAAUUGCUUAAAGUGCGGAGUAG